AGAGAGAGAGAGAGAGAGAGAGAGAGAGAGAGAGCCCAGUGAGGACAAACUUGCAAGAAGCAGAGCAUGCAGAAAAAGCUCCGCAAGACAACAGUGCAGCAGCUCGGCGGGUUUUGAAGCUACAGAGGCAGCAGAGCUUGUUGCGGAUUACAAUGAUUGCCACAACUCAACAAAACAUGACCACGGAGCUGGACCUGGGCAGUACAGAUGGUCCCCCGCGGAACUGGAAGGGUAUAGGAAUUGCCAUGGUGGUGAUCCUGGCUGUUAUGUCUCUGGUCAUCCUCUCUGUCAUCCUCCUCACGCCUGAUGCAUCUAAAUUGUUACUCCGUUCCCAUCUCACUAUGGAGGAUCUGGAGAGUGAAGAGUUCAAAGUUCAUGACCCCUGUGUGGCAUGGUUGAACGAAAACGAAGUGGCUCUCCGCACCAGAGAAGGACAUGUCCUGUCCUUCAGCCUCAACAGCAACCUCACCUCGACUCUGGUGGACAACAGCUCCCUGGACCUGACCACUACUAAAUUCCAAGUGUCUGCAGACAAGAUGUUUGUCCUCUUGGCGUAUAACAUUCGACCGGUGUUCUCUCAGUCCUUCACAGCCUCCUAUGCUUUCUACAAUGUGGCUAAUGGGGAUGUGCUGGAGCUUAACCCUCCGGAGAGAGAGAAAGCAGUGCUACAAUAUGCUUCCUGGGGGCCUCAGGGGAGCCAGCUGGCCUAUGUGUUUGAAGGAGAUAUCUACUACAAGUCGAGUGUGACCAGCAAAGCCCUGCGUCUCACAACCACCGACCUGGAGCAGAAUGUGGUGAACGGGUUGUCUGACUGGACUUAUGAAGAGGAAGUGCUCUUGACAUAUGUUGCCCACUGGUGGUCUAUGGACGGGGCCCGGCUGGCAUACCUCACCAUCAACAACUCUGCCACACCGGUGAUGGAAAUACCUCACUUCUUAGGGGGUCUCUACCCCUCCAAUGUGCUCUUCCCUUACCCAAAGGCUGGCUCAAGUAUCCCAUCAGUCAGUCUGUUUGUGGUGAAUCUGUACGGUCCAGCUCACACUCUGGAGAUGAUGCCUCCUGACUCCCUCAGGGCCAGAGACAGCUACAUCUCCAUGGUGACUUGGAUCAGCAGCACCCGCCUCGCAGUUCGUUGGCUGAACCGUGCCCAGAACCAAUCAGUGCUGUGCGUGUGCGAGGCUACCACAGGGGCAUGCUCAGAGAAACACAAAAUGGCCAUGGACAUAAUGCAAAACCAACGGCAGGACGUGCCAUUGUUUUCAGCAGACGGCUCUGUGUUUUAUACAAUCCUGCCAGCAAAACAGGGCGCUCGUGGAGAGUUUCACCACAUCGCCAGUCUUUCAUCCCUGCCUGCCAUCCCCUCCGUCCCUCCUCGCUUCCUGACAUCAGGGAGCUGGGACGUCAGCUUGCUCUGCAGCCUCGACGAGAAGGCUGGAAAAAUCUAUUUCCUGAGUGCAGAAGAAUCCAGACAAAGCAGACACCUUUACAGUGUGGACCUGGAUGGAGUGUUUCAGCGCCAGUGCAUCUCCUGUAACCUCAUAGAUGGAUGUCGCUUCUUUAAAGCUCAAUUUAGCCCCAAUCAAACCCACUUCACUCUCUACUGUCUAGGCCCAGGAAUCCCUAAAGUGACAGUUCACAGUACAAAGGACCCCUACAGAUACGUCGUCUUGGAGGACAACAGCCCUCUAUCUAAAGCUCUGGAGGACAAGAGGCUCCCUGAGACUCUGUUUAGGACACUCCCAGCAGACAACCAUGAUGUACACCUGAAGCUAUCUCUACCGCAGGGUUACGAGGCCAACCUGCACCCUCUCCUCAUUAUUGUGGAUGGCGUUCCUGGCUGUCAGUCGGUGACAGAGGAAUUUGUUCUCGACUGGCCUCAGGUCCUCUCGGGCACACACAAUGUGGCUUUGGCAUGGGUGGACGGCAGGAGUGGGGUUGGCCGUGGACAGAAGACCACCACUGUGGAUCCACGCAAGCUUGGCUCAGUUAGAGUCAAAGAUUAUCUGGGAGUUGUCGAGUUGUUGAUGCAAUUGCCUUAUAUUGACGAUCGUCGGAUGGUCCUCUAUGGCAAGGCAUUUGGAGGUUAUUUAACUCUCAAGAUGUUAGCUGCAACAGAUAAACUCUUUCAAUGCGCAGCCGCUAUGGCACCGGUAACUGACUUCAGGCUUUAUAGUGCUGCAUUCUCAGAGAGGUAUCUAGGCCUUCCAGCAAAGGAGGAGCACGCUUACUCUACUACCUCUUUGCUGGAGGAGGUUAACAAGCUGAAAGAUGAGAAUUUCCUUAUUCUACAUGGAACUGCAGAUGCGAGGGUACACUUCCACCACACCGCUGAGCUCCUGAGCCGACUGGUGAGGGUGGAAGCCAACUACUCACUGCAGCUGUACCCAGACGAGGGCCACAUUCUGAGAGAGCCACGCAGCAUCCAGCACUUCCAGCGGACAGUGGUGAACUACCUCCAAGGCUGCUUGAAGUACAGCAACCUCCUAGAUCCUGUAGAGGAUCCCGAGGAAGAAGAUCAUUGAGCCCAGAGCCCCUUUUCCAUCCUUGUGGAAGGACCAUCUUUGGACUGGAUUUUAUGCAUUAACUUGGGUCGGAUUACUAGGCACAAGAGCACAGGAGUGGGGACCAAACACAUCAGAUCACCUCCUACAACUUCUGGAAAAAUUGAUGUACUGUAAACCUUGUUGCACACAAUUAUUUCUGCUGUUAUACUGUAUUGUUUGAGGCCCUGCUUUUUUACAAAAUUCACUCGAGAUGUUGUGGACUAGAAGGCAUACUGAUUCUGCCAAAAGUUUACAAAGAUUUUAAAACAUGCAUGUCGUAAUGGCUGCAUGAUGUGGAUUAGUUUACAUGGCAUUUUCUGUGUUACGCAGAUCUAAAUCGCACCCAUCAAGGUUAAAAGUGUGAAAUCUUCCAACAGUUGGGUACACAUUGGAAGACUUAAAAAGAAUCCUUUUCACAGGACUACAGGAUCCCAUUCAGAUUUAUGCAGAUUCCAAUUAUAAUUAAUUAAACGAUAUAUACAGUUCUAAAACAUGAGAUUUUAAUCCUAACCUCUAAAAUAACUAAAGAUAAAUAAGUAAACUGGCCCUUCUGCUGACUGACGUGGGCAGACUCCAAGAUCUUUAAGAUGUCAUUGUAAAAUCAGAAUUAUUUGAGGUCUUUUUACACAGUGUGUUCCCGGCUAAAAUAAAGUUAAAUGAAGGAUAUGGAUCAUUCUAAAUGUGCCACAUACAUUUAGAGGCCUUUAUCCACUGGUUUUAUUAGCAUUACUUGCAUUAUGUGAUUACAAAUGAGUAUGCAACUUUACACCACAAGCUCUGAUUCUAGGGUGAUUGCAAGAACGUCCAUGUAGGUCUGUCUAUUUACUGUUUGUGUAAGUACAGUAUGUUUCUGUUUUGGUACAUCUUGGCAUUUUGAACAUUUCUUGUGUAUUGUGUUUGGACAAACUGUUGAGCCUUACCUUACAGUCCACAACGUUAGUGGACAUUGGGCUUGAGCAUCAAACUAUCAACCAAACCGUACUGGUAAACUGCAUGCAGUUGGUUUGAAACUGAAUGCCCUUGACUCUACACAACCGGCUACUCCUUUUUGCCAACAGUCCUUGACAAUAAAGUUUGAACUUCUUGUUUUACAGCAA
Molecule: messenger RNA, 3640 nt
Organism: Sander lucioperca (pikeperch)
Lineage: Eukaryota; Metazoa; Chordata; Actinopteri; Perciformes; Percidae
Product: inactive dipeptidyl peptidase 10
Exons: 25
Coding region: 153-2522 (789 amino acids)
Biological process (GO): proteolysis
Molecular function (GO): serine-type peptidase activity; dipeptidyl-peptidase activity
Source: RefSeq, a predicted model, not a curated record